Molecule: messenger RNA, 1405 nt
Organism: Serpula lacrymans var. lacrymans S7.9
Lineage: Eukaryota; Fungi; Basidiomycota; Agaricomycetes; Boletales; Serpulaceae
Exons: 7
Coding region: 213-974 (253 amino acids)
Molecular function (GO): hydrolase activity, acting on halide bonds, in C-halide compounds
Source: RefSeq, a predicted model, not a curated record
GGAAGGUUUCACUGCUCGUAGUAAUGGAAUCGAUGCAGUAUAGGAUUGUAUGAAAGUCGUUGUCUGAAUGUGAAGACAAGGCUCGGGGAUGUUUCCAAUACCCCGACACUGUUGACGUCAGGAUUUAUAUUCACAGGUCACACAUUCAAGUUGCGACACCUUUAGAACCUACAUCCAUCACGCAAAGCGCAACAACAAUACGUUGAAAAAAUAUGACAGAUGACAACAAUUUCUUGGAGGCUGUAGAAGCUCUCGUUUUUGAUGCGUUUGGGACCACCGUCGAUUGGCUCACGACUGUGAUGAGGGAGGUUGCUCGCAGGAGUCAUGGCAGAAUUCAGGAAGGUUCUUCCGAUGCGGAAGAUUUUGCUCGAGAAUGGAGACAAGGAUACAUGACUACCAAUCAGAAUAUCGCAAAAGGAGCUGAAGGAACUCUAAACUCAGACAUCAUGCACAGAGAUAUCCUUGACAGUAUGCUGGCAUCUCCUCGCUGGUCUUAUCUAUCUUCUGUGUGGAACGAGAGCGAGCGUCAGGAUCUCACUCUGAUCUGGCAUCAUCUUGAUGGGUUCUCUGAUGUCACUGAAGGCUUGGAAAGGCUAAAGAAGCACAAGAUUGUUGUAACACUCUCGAACGGAAAUAUGCGCCUUUUGGUUGAUAUGGCUAAACACGCAAACUUACCGUGGGAUGCCAUUUUCCCGGGAGAGAUGUUUGGGUCAUUCAAGCCCAACCCGAAGCUCUAUCAUGGCGCUGCUUACCACCUGUCUCUCCCACCUCACAAGAUUGCCAUGGUGGCCGCCCACAUAUGGGAUUUACGUGCAGCCGCCGAAGUAGGGUACAAGACAAUUUAUGUGCCAAGGCCCGUAGAAGAUUCCCCUGAAAUCAAGGCGCAGUUGAAAACAAAAAAGGAUGGCGGCGAGGUCGAUUUGAUCGUGAAAUCAUUCGUAGAGCUAGCAGAGAUAGUGGAAGGUAAGAAUUAAUUUUGGUCAGAAGAAGGUAGUACUCGUUGGCUGGGCUGAUUAUAUGAUUAUAUUGGCGGUGCGUGUGGUUUUGUACGAUCACCUUCGCCAUGGUCUGGGGAGAAAUGGUUUCGGAUAAGAUAGCGUCCAGAGACAACUAUGAUACAAAUAUCUAGCAAAUACAGCUGAAAAAUCAAAGGGAAUUUGGGAUACAUCGAGCAGACGAACGAAUGGAACGAAAAGAAUGGAAAUGGAGAAAGAUCGUGGUAUCAACGUGGGAAUUCAACAGGCAAAAAAUACAAAUUCAAGAAUGGGGCAUGUAAUCAUCAUCACACCUCACUCGUCUCUUUCACUACAGUCAUGUAUACUGCAUUGCGACUCUGCGAUCGCUUGACACCGUUCGUUGGCCUGUUCCUCUUAGGAGGGUUCGACAACUGGAUAGCGGAGCUAUC